This is a messenger RNA of Mugil cephalus (flathead mullet), 1948 nucleotides long. RefSeq names its product G-protein coupled receptor 4. NCBI's taxonomy places the organism in Eukaryota, Metazoa, Chordata, Actinopteri, Mugiliformes, Mugilidae. The transcript has 3 exons. Bases 483 to 1487 code for a protein of 334 amino acids. Gene Ontology annotation, biological process: G protein-coupled receptor signaling pathway. Gene Ontology annotation, molecular function: G protein-coupled receptor activity. Gene Ontology annotation, cellular component: membrane. The record is from RefSeq and is a predicted model, not a curated record.
GAUAUUAAAGAGGGAGGCACAGAAAAAGAGCAAGUGUAUGUUUUUGUUCUGGGGCAGAAAGGCGUUCUCCUGCCUCAGGAUGUUGCCUUUAAAGCUGAAGAAGUGGGUUUCCUGAGGAGGAAACGAUCACAGAACAGACAAAGCUCGGUCAAGACACCGUGUUCCCAACAUUUCUUGAGCACAGGUCGCCCGGCUGCAGGGUGGGCAGCACGUUUACGCUGGAGUCGGUGUUUCUUUCCGGUGAUGGAUCCAGCUUGCUUUGAACACUGGUUGACUGACGGAAUAAAAAAGGAGUCUGAUUAUUUUCAUAGAGGGCAUUUAUGAAUAAUACACAAGAGACAAAUGAAAGCUGACAAAUGACAAUUAACUUUUCCUAUGCCUUGAAUGGGCGAUUCUAAGGCAAGUCAUCAUUCCUUGAGUAUAUCAGUGUCUCACUGAGGCCUCCUCUAGUUUCCCAUGCCAGGUGCUUUACAAACAGAGACAUGUCCAAUGACACCUGCAACCUCCCUCUGAACACGGACACAUUUGGCCUGACCUGCAUCUAUGGCCUCAUCUUCUCUUUGGGUCUUCCAAGCAACCUGCUGUCUCUCUGGGGAUUAUACCAACUGGGGCGAUCAGGUGGGGGAGGCUGUCAGCUGGUCUACAUCCUCAACCUGCUACUGUCAGACCUCCUCCAGCUGCUCACCCUGCCGCUUUGGAUACUUUACCUCCAAGGUGCGCAUCAGUGGCCCUAUGGUCAGCUAACCUGCGAGCUGGUCGGCUAUGUGUUUUACGUUAACGUCUAUGCCAGUGUCAUGUUCCUGUGCCUAAUAGCGAUGGACCGCUGCCUGGCCAUCGUGUACCCACUGAGCAGCCGUGGGGUGCGGACCGUCAAGGUGGCAGUGGUGUCAGGUGUAGCCGUGUGGUCCCUAACGUUCCUGUUCUGCUUGAGCGGCCUGCUGCCGUCUGUGUUUGAUGCUGACAGAAUGCUGUGUCUGGAGCAGUACCCUGUCAGCCCCAGAUAUGCUCACUUUAAGAUCACCACUGUGGUCCUAGGCUUCUUGCUGCCAUGCACCAUACUUGGCUACACUUCGGCCCAUAUUGGUGUGACACUUCGACGGUCUCCUUCCCUCUCUGACCACGAGCGGCACAAAAUUGUCGGAAUCCUGGUGGUGAUCACUGUCAACUUCAUUGUUGUUUUUGGACCCUACCACCUCGUCGGCGGAUACAGGUUCGUGUCCUUGCUACUUACAGAUGAGCCAUGCGGACUAGAGCAGUCCAUUUUUCUCGUCUAUCGCCUGUGCUACGGCCUGACCAGCCUCAACACCUUGCUGGAUCCCCUCUUCUACAUCUUCCUGUGCCCUGAUGCUCGUCUAGAGCUACAAAGGUCCCUGCCCUGUUUAGGAAGAGGGCAAAGCACGAGGAAAAACAUGAAUCUCAGCAUCAGAGCUUACAAAAACACCAAGAGGGAUAGUGCAACUGGACAUAAUAAUCUUCUAGCAGUAUAAUUUGAAUCACUCACUUCUGACUGCUGACUGUAUUUAGUUAAAGCAAUUGUGCCACCCAGUGGAUAUGUAUGUGCUCAGUCUAUGUCUUGUGUAGGAGUUUCAGUUCUCAUUGAUUACAUGAAUAUGGCUCGGAGUGCUUCACCUUUUCAUCUAAACAAUUCACAGUUUUAGUUUCUCGUAAUGAUCUAAAUACUGAUUCAACAGUUCACAUGGGAAUAUUUUAAUGCAAAAAAUCUCAACGUGCAUGGAGCUUGAACCGCUGCCGUGAAUUUCAUACCAUAUAGCUCCAAUCCAUUGUGGAUUCAAGAAGAGAUACAGAGACGAAUAAAGGUAAUCCAGGAAAUGAUCUUAUCAUUAACAGUGUGAACAGUAGAAAUGAUUUACUGUGGGCUACUCAUGCUUCAAACUAUUUUUUUGUUUGUUUACACUUUUAAGUUGUUCAAUUAAAAUGUAUGUUUUAA